This is a messenger RNA of Eublepharis macularius, 1109 nucleotides long. RefSeq names its product TSR2 ribosome maturation factor (gene TSR2). The transcript has 5 exons. Bases 77 to 622 code for a protein of 181 amino acids. The record is from RefSeq and is a predicted model, not a curated record. Gene Ontology annotation, biological process: maturation of SSU-rRNA from tricistronic rRNA transcript (SSU-rRNA, 5.8S rRNA, LSU-rRNA). Lineage: Eukaryota; Metazoa; Chordata; Lepidosauria; Squamata; Eublepharidae. Gene Ontology annotation, cellular component: nucleus.
GGGGCGCGCGGGCGGGCGGGACUGGAGCCGCGGCCUCCUGCCUGGACGGGGCCGCGCUGGGCUGCCGGCGGCCGCGAUGGCGACGCGGAGCGAGGAGGGCGCGGCGCGGGGCCUGUUCGGCCGGGGCGUGAGGGCCGCGCUGGGCUGCUGGCCGGCCCUGCAGAUUGCAGUUGAAAAUGGUUUUGGCGGGGCAUGCAGCCAAGAAAAAGCUGAAUGGAUGGUGGGAGCUGUGGAGCAGUUCUUCCAAAGCAACGCUGAACUGGAGCCAGAGGAGGUGGACAGUUUCCUUGCCGAGGUGAUGAACAAUGAAUUUGAUACCAUGAUAGAAGAUGGCAGCUUGAGACAGGUAAGCCAGCAACUGUGCUUGUUCUUCCGCCAGUGCCGGCAGGGAAACGCGGCAGCGGUGCAUGAGGCCAUUGCCCGGCUGGCCCAGAAGCAGCAGGAGGCCAGGGCAGCUGCCACAAAAGCCCUGGCAGCCGAGGGAAGCAGCAGUGAGGAGGAGCAGGAGACGGAGGAAGAGGCCAUGGAGUGCAGCAUGAACGGGCCGCAACCCAGCCCCCCUCCUGUCUCAGGCCCAGAUGAUGAAGAUGGUUGGACUUUGGUAAGGAAGAAAAGGAAAUGAGCCAGAGGAAAAUGCAACAAUGGCAGGGUUCUUGCCUGGACUACUGCAAGCGGAGUCCUGUCCCUCGUGUCGAAGUCACGGAGAAGAUGAGCGAUGGAGGGGCAGGAUGGAAUUGGGCCCUUGGGUUGGCUGUGCCGCAUGGCUGCCCUCUGCUGCUCCGCCCUGCAGGCAUCAGGAGCAAGCUCUCAGCCACAGAGUGUGGGGAGGGGGGGCUCUCUCUCUCUGUUCAGUGCAUCUUUUUCACUAAUGCUCCUUGUUGCCCGCAGUUCUCAGCAGAGAGAAGGGCCAACAGCAUAGCAUCUCCAACUACUCCUCUAAUGCUUAGCUGAAUUGUUGCCUGACUGACACUUCACCGCCUGGUGGCAAUGAGUUCCACAAGCUUGGAUCACAAAUUCAUUCUCACUGUCUUAAACCUGCUAUUUACUCAUUUCACUCGCUCACUCCAAGUCCCAUUAGGAAAGAGAAUAAAGGUUUCCCCGUGUUUACA